UAAUGUAAUGGGAGUUUGUGACUCAAACUUGAAGUUUUUAAACAUUGUGGCAAAGUGGCCUGGUAGUACACAUGACUCAUUUGCAUUGCGCAAUUCAAGGCUUUGUGAAAUGUUUGAAGACGGAGACAUAAGCGGUGGAUGGCUUCUUGGGGACAGUGGAUAUCCACUUCGACCUUGGCUCCUAACACCAGUCAUAAACCCAACAACAAGACAAGACCAACGUUACAACAGUUGCCAUAUGAGAACAAGAUGUGCAUUUGAGAGGAGUUUUGGAGUGUUGAAAUCUCGGUUCCGAUGUAUCGAUACCACUGCAGGAACAUUGUUGUACAGCCCAGUUAGAUGUUGUGACAUUAUAGUAGCUGUUGUUGUUCUACACAACAUGUGUAUUGACAAUAGAAUUCCAUUGCCUCCAGGAAACGAUAAUCCAAGAGAUCAUGGAAACAUUGGUGGACAGCAAUAUGUUGGUAUCCAAAAUGAUGGUGCAGUUAUUCGUACUAGAUUGAUUAAUAACAGAUUCAACAAUUAAUAAAAAAAAUAUUCUUAUCCUUCUUUUUUAAUCACUAAUGGGUUGUUCAUUGCAUGUAUUCUUGUAUUCUGAUACCUGGAUGACUAUCUCACAGACAUAUAACCAAUAAAAUUUCAUUUGGUGGUACA
Messenger RNA from Mytilus californianus (California mussel), 654 nucleotides. RefSeq names its product putative nuclease HARBI1. The record is from RefSeq and is a predicted model, not a curated record. NCBI's taxonomy places the organism in Eukaryota, Metazoa, Mollusca, Bivalvia, Mytilida, Mytilidae. The coding region runs from base 8 to 526 and encodes 172 amino acids. The transcript has a single exon.